Molecule: messenger RNA, 4719 nt
Organism: Aspergillus clavatus NRRL 1
Lineage: Eukaryota; Fungi; Ascomycota; Eurotiomycetes; Eurotiales; Aspergillaceae
Exons: 8
Coding region: 1-4719 (1572 amino acids)
Biological process (GO): transmembrane transport
Molecular function (GO): transmembrane transporter activity
Source: RefSeq, a predicted model, not a curated record
AUGGCGUCGCGAGUCAGCUCGCGUCAAUCGACGUUCUCGUCGAAUUACUCGCACAACGACGAGCCCGACGAAAAGAAAGAGAAAAAAAGAUGGAGUCCGCGCCAGAUGGUUAAGAAUAUAUGGUCGAAGUUGGAUCUAGACGGGCGGACGGCCAUUCUGAUGAUGAAAGGGGCUCUUCCACCCACAAUUUCCAUAGCCAUCUGUCAAGCCGAUCCUGUUGCAUCCCGAUUUAGCACCAUCGGCUACCUGAUCGGGAUCAUUUCCGUUCUCGGAUUCGCUAUCAUGCCCAGGGCCAAGUUUAUCCAGAUGAUGAUCUUGGACGUGCUCGCGGUAUGCAUCGCGACGGCCUUCGCUCUGCUCAUGAUGUUUUGUAGCGUGAGAGCGCGGCAGCACACACAAUCUGCUGCAGAUGCGGCGUCUAUUUCGAGUUCAAAUCCGAUUGCCAACGAGUACAAUUCAUCCGCGUCCGCGGUGAGCGGGGUGUUGUUGUUCUUCCAGCUCUUCCUUGUCCACUCUUUCCGCGCGCACUAUCAGCAGUUCCAAUUCCCUGCAAUCAUAUAUUCAAUCAUUGCCAAUAUCACUGCGUCCUACGCCCCUCGAUUGCCGACCAUGGCGGCUGGUAUCGCUCUGGUGAGGAAUCUCCUCGAGGCGUCUUUGAUUGGUUUGGCCAUCACUACGGGCGUUUCCUUGUUGAUCUACCCCAUCACCUCAAGGCAGAUCGUCUUGAAGCAAAUGGCAAGCUAUAUUGGAAACCUCCGCGUGGCCCUCAAGGCGCAUUCGACUUACUUCGAAACCCUGGAGCAUGAUGACAUGUUUGGUCGGACCGAGACCUAUGAUGAAACCGUUGAAAAAGUUACCAAGAAGGGUAAAGUCUACAGCCCCGAGGCACAGGCAAUUCGAACGGCAAUCCACAAAAUUACUGACCUGCAUGGUAAAUUGCACGCGGAUUUGACCUUCGCCAAGCGGGAAUUCGCCAUUGGAAAACUGGGUCCCGACGAUCUCCAGGAUAUCUUUAGACAUCUGCGCCAGGUCAUGAUUCCCGUGGUUGGUCUCAGCUUUACUGUCGAUAUCUUCCAGCGUCUUUCGGAGUACAACCGCUGGAACGAACCGAUUGAUCCGACGAUGGCUGAAAUACCUGACAUCGUACGUAGUCGUGUUGUUCACGCAUGGAACGAGAUCAUGAGAGCGGUGCAUGAUCCCUUUGCGUCUAUUAUCGAGACUAUCGAUGGCGGUCUUGAACACAUCUCCUUAUCCUUGUGCUUGACCAAGCCGACCAAAAACCCAGCAGAGAAGCAGAAUGCGUCCCAGGAUGGUGUUGAUGAUAUAGAAGCCUCUGCGGAGGCGCCCCCCUCUCCCGGGGAGGAGGAGUACGCAGCUUAUUAUGAAAAGAAGCUCAACGAUUUUAGGGUAGCAAAACGGCUCGCCCUGAGGGCAUGGAGCGAAGAGAAGGGCAUCAAGUUGCCUCCUGACUUUUUUGAGCGUCCGCCCUCUGAGUUGCCAGAUCUGGAUGAUGUCCUUCUUGACCGAUCGGCCGUCGGUCGAGACCGAAGUCGACGGCAACUCUAUCUUUUCCUCUAUAUGGAGCAGCUACUGUAUUCAACUGGCCAUACGGUGCUCGAUUUCAUUCAAUUCGCUGACGUAAAAGUGAAGAGCGGCAAGCUAUCGAAUUCGCGCCUAAUUAUCCCAGGUGCUAAACGCAUAUUGAAGUGGAUGCGAAGCGUGCUUCAAGCUGGAGACAGUCAUGAAGAUGAUCACCUGGGCGACAUUCACACAGAGAACCAUGUUCUCCAGCUUGGCGAAGCGUACAGGCACAGGAAGGAUCCCGAGCAUUUGCCCCCAGAAACUGUGUUUCAGAAAAUCGGCGACAAAAUCAGGGUGAUCCCUUGGCUGCUACGCAAGCAAGAGUCGUCCUAUGGCUUCCGCGUGGCUUGUGCUACUAUGACCAUCUAUAUCGUUGCGUUACUGCAUGAUACCCAAACCUUUUUCAUUCAGCAGCGUUUAGUCUGGGCUAUGAUCAUGGUCAACAUCAGCAUGUCCCCAACGUCAGGGCAAAGCAUUUUUGGCUUUGUGCUUCGUCUGAUCGGCACUGUAAUCGCCAUGGUUCUGAGCUUUCUAGCCUGGUACAUCCCUGGCGAAAAGACACCCGGGGUGAUCGUCUUUGUUUGGGUGUUCAUCUCCUGUGCCUUUUAUGUUCCUAUCAAGUUGUUCCGUUUUCGUGUCAUCGGGAUCAUCACUAUUAUCACCACGACCAUGAUUGUUGGCUAUGAACUUCAGGUGCGCAAGGUAGGGCAGCAGGUCGCGACGUCAAACGGCCAGAACUACUACCCUAUCUACCUUCUUGCCCCAUAUCGACUGGCAACAGUGGCUGGAGGUAUUGCAGUUGCCUUUUUCUGGACCUUCUUUCCGUUUCCAAUCUCAGAGCAUAGCGUGCUUCGCCAGAAUCUGGGUGCCUCGCUUUAUUUACUGGCCAAUUACUAUUCGAUUAUCCACGAAACUGUGUCUGCACGCUUACGGGGCGACGAAGGCGACUUGGCCUUGAAGACCUCAGCGGGACGAAGACUGCAGAAAGCGCGCGGCAAGGUAUUUUCCAAGCAGAUGUUGAUGUUGAAUGGCUUGCGGACCUUUGCGGAAUUUCAAAGAUGGGAGGUCCCUGUUGGCGGCAAAUUUCCCAAGAAGCGAUACGAUGCUAUUAUCUCAUCCAUUGAGAACAUCGUGAGCUAUCUCAGUCUGCUAGGCUAUGCCUCGGACACACUCUUACAGCUGAGCGAUAAUCCUAGUUCAAUGGAUUCGGUUUGGCUUAAUGAUUUCAAGAGACUGGUGUCCAGUGCGCGUGUCACAACUCACGAAGUCACGUCUGUUUUGUGUCUCCUCUCGGCGAGCAUCACGAAUCGACAGCCGCUACCGCCGUACCUUAAGACUCCACGGCCGUACAGCUUCACCAAGAGACUGGAAGCGCUGGAUAAGGACAUCCUCAGCAUCAAGCAUAUCGCGGAGCCUGGCUUUGCCACAUUCUCUGUACUGCAGAUUUCGACCAGGUGUAUUGUUGGGGACGUGGAAAGACUGAUGAGGUUGCAAAUGGGUGCGGAAUCCAUUUACACCGACUAUACCGACGACUCCUCCAGAUAUUACUACAAGCCACGAAGGGAUUUUCACAGUUUCGAUGGAGAUACGCUCUCGUUCGCGGAGACAGUCGACCUGUCCGUCACCGAGUGCAAUCAUGAGGGCAUGGAAUGGAAGCCGCUAGUCAAGGACUGGCUUGUUCUGACCUGCGUAUCGAUCCUGACACUGAUGGAGGCGUUUGAUACAACAAUGGUGAUUCCAAUCAUACCGGGCCUAUCCAGUGCCCUUGAAGAGCCGCUCGGAAGCGCCCUAUGGCUCAGCACAUCCUACCUCCUCGCCAGCACAGCCGGACAGGCAUUCUCCUCUAUGCUGGCGGAGAUCAUCGGCCACGGACCUCUUCUCCUCGCGGCUGUCGUGCUCUCCACUAUUGGAACGGGGGUAUGUGGCGGCGCACUGCAAUUGCCCGAGCUGGUCGCUGGUCGGUUUAUCCAGGGGAUCGGUGGAGGAGGCGUAACGUCCAUCUCUCUUCUUUGUUUGGCGGAGAACAUACCCGAUAGACACCUAUUCCGGUUCUCGGGAUAUGUUGCCCAGAUGCGUCUGGUAGGAACCGUUCUCGGUCCGGUGAUGGGCAGUCUGAUAUCUGAGUACAUUGCGUGGCGGGGGGCUUUCUACUCGAGCUUCGUCUGUUGCGCGCUGGGUAUGCUUGUGAUACCCUUUGCAGUUGAUCUGAGGGGCCGCAGGGGAACCUCGCCACGCAAACUCCUGGAGAUGGACUGGUUGGGCGCAGUUUUGACGCUUCUUGGGACUGGAUGUCUGCUGAUAGGUAUUAGCUGGGGCGGGACAAGUUACCCCUGGAAUGACUGGCAGGUCUUGACGCCUCUGACGCUCGGGGUCUCUGCGAUUGUGAUCCUGGGGCUCCAUGAGGUGUAUGUGGCUACUCAACCGUUUUACGUUAUGAGGGAAUUUAGGAAUCUCCCAAUCCUGAUGAUAUACACAGGCAGCUUCCUGCAUGGUUUCACAAUACUCUACCAGUUCCAGAACCUAACAACAUAUUUCAUCUUCGUCCGACUCCUCCCCCCAAGCCUGACAGGGCUCAGUCUCAUCUGCAUGCCCGCCCUCGCUCUUCCCACCUUCAUCUUGAUAGGAAAGCUCCGGAUUCUCGACCGGUGCAACCUCUUGCCCUGGAUCGUGCGGAUCGGAUGGACGCUCAUCACGCUCACCACAGGAUGCCUGGUAGUCCUGACCCCCGCAACCCCAACCGCAAACUGGGUGUCCAUCCUCAUCGCCGCGGGAAUUGGCCAUGGCUCUCUGAUCGCGGGAUACCACUUCUGCCUCCCUCCAGCACCGGUUUCCCGGGAGUAUGACGACGAUCAGGAGGAACGGAGCGUCAACCCUACUUCCGCUCUGCUGAUGUGCUCUCUUUUCCGCACACUGGGGAUGUGUAUUGCGACGACUGUCAGCGGGGCUAUAUUCCUUAACCACAUGUCGGCAGAGCUGAAGGGACGAUUCCUGGGGGGCGGUGGUGCAUCUCUUGCUCCAGGGCAAGGGGGUGUGCUUGACAGCGCCUGUACGGCGAGUCUUCAGUUCCUUUGGUUGGUGCUAACGGGGGUAGCGAGUCUGGGGGGUGUUUCUUCGUUGUUUAUCCGCGCUACGAGAUGA